AGCAGAGAAGGCGGAAGUAGGGGCGUCUGCGGCUGGGGCUUGUGCUCCGGGCGGCUCGGGGUCGCAGCUGAAGCGGCCUUCGGGUAGGGAGAUUGGCUUCCAGGUCUCCUCAGCUCGGAGUGAGGAGCCUUGGCGGAGCCGAGUCGUGCUGCCGGCUGGAGUCGGCGGCCCAGCGGACGAAAGCGCAUCUAAGCUUCACCCACUGCCUCUCCAGCCAGAACAGUGCCUCUUCCUUUGUAGAUCUUUUGAGAAGAAGGUGUCUGGAAAAAGAAGGAGAGCAAUUGAUAGUCACGUUACUAUGAGUCUGCUAAAUUGUGAAAACAGCUGUGGAUCCAGCCAUUCUGAAAGUGACUGCUGUGCUGCCAUGACCAGCUCCUGUAGCGCUGCUGCAAAAGAUGACAGUGUGAGUGGAACCGCCAGCACAGGGAAUCUCUCCAGUUCUUUUAUGGAAGAGGUCCAGGGGUAUGAUGUGGAGUUUGACCCACCCCUGGAAAGCAAGUAUGAGUGCCCCAUCUGCUUGAUGGCAUUACGGGAAGCAGUGCAAACACCCUGUGGCCACAGGUUCUGCAAAGCUUGCAUCAUCAAGUCAAUAAGGGAUGCUGGUCACAAAUGUCCAGUUGACAAUGAAAUAUUGCUGGAAAAUCAACUAUUUCCUGAUAAUUUUGCAAAACGAGAGAUUCUUUCUCUGAUGGUGAAGUGUCCAAAUGAAGGUUGUUUGCAGAAGAUGGAACUGAGGCAUCUUGAGGAUCACCAAGCACACUGUGAGUUUACUCUCAUGAAUUGUCCCCAGUGUCAACGUCCCUUCCAAAAAUGCCAGCUUAAUAUUCACAUUCUUAAAGAGUGCCCGAGGAGACAGGUUUCUUGCAUGAACUGUGCUGUGUUGAUGGCAUUUGAAGAUAAAGAGAUCCAUGACCAGAAUUGUCCUUUGGCAAAUGUCAUCUGUGAAUACUGCAAUACCAUGCUCAUCAGAGAACAGAUGCCUAAUCACUAUGAUCUAGACUGUCCGACAGCCCCAGUUCCAUGCACUUUCAGUACUUUCGGUUGUCAUGUAAAGAUGCAGAGGAAUCACUUGGCUCGCCACCUGCAAGAGAACACGCAGUCGCACAUGAGAAUGCUGGCUCAGGCUGUCCAGAGUUUGAGCCUUGCUCUAGCUCCUGUACCUCCGUGCGAUAUGCCGCCGUACGAUUCCUCCUCCGUGUCCCGGGUCUCCGCAUCGUGCCACCCAGAGGUCCAUAAUUUCCAAGAAACCAUUCAGCAGUUAGAGGGUCGCCUCGUAAGACAAGACCAUCAAAUCCGAGAGCUAACUGCUAAGAUGGAAACUCAGAGCAUGCACGUAAGUGAGCUCAAACGAACGAUUCGAACGCUCGAAGACAAAGUUGCUGAGAUAGAAGCGCAGCAGUGCAACGGGAUCUACAUCUGGAAGAUCGGCAACUUCGGGAUGCACCUGAAGUCUCAGGAAGAGGAGAAACCCGUUGUCAUUCACAGCCCUGGCUUCUACACGGGCAAACCCGGGUACAAACUGUGCAUGCGCCUGCACCUCCAGCUACCCACUGCUCAGCGCUGCGCUAACUACAUAUCCCUCUUCGUGCACACAAUGCAAGGGGAGUAUGACAGCCACCUCCCUUGGCCCUUCCAGGGUACAAUACGCCUUGCGAUCCUUGAUCAGUCUGAAGCGCCGGUAAGGCAAAACCAUGAAGAGAUCAUGGAUGCCAAACCCGAGCUUCUCGCCUUCCAGAGACCCACGAUCCCACGGAACCCAAAAGGCUUUGGCUACGUGACUUUUAUGCAUCUGGAAGCCCUAAGACAGAGAACCUUCAUCAAGGAUGAUACUUUAUUAGUACGCUGUGAGGUCUCCACCCGCUUCGACAUGGGCAGUCUCCGGAGGGAGGGUUUUCAGCCACGAAGUACUGAUUCAGGGACAUAGCUUCCCUGCAUUUGUUCCAAAACCAAAAGCCAUCUGGAGAAAGCAGUGUCUUUCCUUGCCUGGUUCUCAGUAAGACGCAAACCGAAAAAGUAGUGGGAGGGAUGUGAUGCUCACCAGGGAAUGUUGUUCGACGGGUCACUUACCACUUCUUCCUGUUACAAAUCUCUGAAACAGUUUCCCCCCCCUUGGGAAUCUACACGUUCUGCGCUUUCUCAAAAACUGAAGUGCCUGUGGCACACGGCAGCAGCUCUUUUGCCAUUUAGUAUACCUCUCUGUUGUGCCUCCGUGGGCUUUUGCUCAGUGUGUUUGAUUGUCAGAAAGCCCAGGGUUGGACUAGAAAAGCUCAGACCUUUUAAUAAUAAUGGACAUUCCUUAAAACUUCAGCUUAUUUUUAUAUUAUAUGUAAUAUAUUAAACUUGAGAAUCACUACUGCCUCGUGCUGGUGCCAGCGAGAAUUAUUACUCUGGAGCUGAGUUCUCAUUUUAUUUGACCUUGUACGGAUUUCAGAGGAUUUGAACCUUAAUCUUGGAAAGCUCAAAUUCUCAUUCACUCUAGCCCCCCUACUCCUUGGGUGUUACUAAGGGUAUACAGAAACUAGUUUAAACCCUAAAUAUAACUUUACUUAUUUGGUGUAAACACCUUGUCUUCUUGUUUAAAUAUUCCAUUCUGUCUGGCUUACAUAUUUCCUUAGGGCUACAGGUAGCAUCUUCUCCAGAGUUCAGAAUACUGACAACCAUGUGGGUACUGACUGCCCAGUGUUAUGCUGUAAAUCCCUCUCUGUCUGUUCAGUGCAGAGUGAAUUCCACAGAAGGUACUGAACACCUUUUGGUAGUUGUUAAAUGGAAUGAAACUGAUUUCCUAAACACAGAAUUUCUUAAUACUUGGAAGAUCACUGGAGAUAACCUGAGAGGUCAUCAGAUCAAGGUGUAAAGUCACAGUGGUUCUUUCAGGACUUAGCCUGAGUAGGUUGCUUUGGUCCAACAAUACUUAGUUGAGGAGGGUUGUGUGGAAUGUAUUGAAGUGGCUGAAAGUUUCUAAUAGGGAGAGAUGAUUUUUUGUGCCGUUGAUUUGUUAAGGCCUAUAGAUGCUAAAUAUUACGGUGAAAUUUUGUUCUCAGGGAGUCCCACAGCUAGUAUAGGCUCUUAGAAGAAUCUGAGAGGACCCAUACUCUAUGCUGUUUACACAAGAUUGUUUAAUGCUGUCUGGUCAUGAGAGAUGGAAUUAUAUCUUUCAAGGGGCCACAUCAGAGCUCCCUGACCAGCAUUGAAGAUGCGCCUUAAUUUCAAGAGGAAGCCAACGGGACCUUGUCUGUGGAGAAGAAUGGUUUCAGUUCCAGGUAAACCGAGCAAGUGUCACUUUGACCUUUCCUUGUACUUGUGUUUCUGCCCUUCCUCUCUAUCCCACAUUUAGGCUUCUGCUCUGAUGCGUUCAGGUUACACAGUAAAAAUAAAGGUCAUGCAGAAAUCCUGUUCCCCAGAGUUACCAACCUUACCACCUGUUCAUCACUGGUUCCCAGUUUACUUGCUGGCAGCUGGUGUCCCUUAGCCGUUGUGCCUUGCAACUAGCUCCUGAGAACUUGCAGCGCUCCCCUCUGGGUUGGGAGUCCUGCACUGCUACUGUUCUUGAGCUUGUUUGUCAGUGAAUAAUUGUUGAGUUCCAUUUAAGAAGUAAACGAUAAGCUUUUUUUGUUGCAUAGAAGAAGUCUGAAGGAGAUACGCUGAACUAUUUUUGAUAACUUAUAGUCUUUGUGGUUUCUUAGUAUGUUUUAUAUUUUCUACAAUAAACCUAUAUUUUUAUAAGAGGGAAAAAAAAAUGUUGCCACAAAUCAUUCAACCCCACCAAAAAAGGAAAUACUCUUUAAAAACUUCCUGGUCAAAUUUCUAUUAAAAGCAGGGCUGUGCAUUAGGUACUGAAGCCAGUCAUUUCCUGCUUUGGUCAGUUUUUUUUUUUUUUUUUUUCCUCCUACUCUCUUUAAUCCAAACAAAAACCGUUUUUUGCCUAAUUUCAACUUCUAGCUUCAAGUUUCUCAUCUUGUAGAAUGAGUUGCUGUAGAUGUGUUUCUAAGGUCCGCUCCAGCCAUAAAAUUCUGUUUUAAGAAAUUAAGUCCUAACCAGCAGAGCGUUGGCAAUACUUAUUAAAGGAUUUUGCCAGUAGGAAAUUGCUCUACCUCAUUUUUUGCUGACCUAAUACUUUACUUCAAACGUAGUAUCCCGUCAGCUGGGUCUCAAUUCACAUCAGCAGGUUUUUUUCAACAUGUGGCAUUUUGUAAGAAACCAGGCACUUUAUAUACUGGUCAUUCACUGGGAAUAGAAAAUGAAAGUAAUGUUCAAACUGUCAUUCCAAAUAGAAAUUUUUGUUAAGACCACCUCAGAAUCAAGCCUGAGACGGAAAAGCCGGUCUCUUAGAUUUUUCCAGUCUGCCCACCUCAAACAUGCCGGCUUCCCUCAGCCAGCUUUCAAGUGUUUGCACCAUGUGUUUUUAUUUUAUUAACCUUUGAACGUGUUGAUCUUCUGACAUCAUUCCCAAACACAGCGAAAUCGUUUCCUUUUUUCCCAGAGAGGUCUAACCCAGUGUUGGAGGGAACUGGCCGCAAGUCAUGUAUUUGGCUGUGGGAAAACAAGUCAGGAUGUUGAUUAGUAGUUCGGGAGUUUUUACUGUCCUUUGGCCGGGACAGCGGUGAAGCUUCCAGCUAUCAUACAGGAUGAAUCAGCUUUUACUGUGGGGGCCAGUCAAGGGAAAUGGAAUAAAAGACGAGUUUUUACCUCUAAUGAUGGGCUAAUACAGAGAUGUUGGAUGAUAUCUGACAGUUUUGUGACAGGUGUAAAAUUAAGGUCUCUAUUACUGUUUCUGUACGGAAAUGUACAGAAGUCUUAGAUAAACUAAGAUAAACUGUAAAGUCUUAGAUAAACUAAGCAGGAAUUAAGAAUUAGGAAUUAUGCAUGAAAUUAGAAUAUAUUCUCCUGUAAGAGGAGCAGUUACUUGUCAUUCCUUUAUCCAGGGAACCCUCUGAUCUCUGGUGACCGGAAAACAUUUUCAAUUAGGAGAGAGGUUUUUCUAACUUAAGCCUUGAAAGCACUGUACUUCAGUUACUCCAGCUCUCUUCUUGGCUUGCCUCAAUUUAAUUAUGAAUUUCGCUCAUCAUUUAUAUAAAAUACCAUUAGGUGUCUUUUGUGGUGCCUAGUUCCAACAGAACCUAAGGACUGCAAUGCCUUAAAGAAAUGAAAAAUAGGCAAUAGUCACUUGUACUUUUCUUUUGAAAUAGAUUUUUUCCCUAAAUUUUCCAGAUUCACAUGAUAAGCUACAGUAAGUUUCACAGUUGCUGCCAUUGCGUUCUAUAGAACGGAGUUGACACUUCCAAAUUCCCAGUCUCCAGAAGUUGAUUUGAUGAAAUCAUUAAUUAGAUAGCUCUCUACAGAUUGUGAUGUUCAAUUACAGCCUUCACUUUCAGUCACACGCUUGGCAAAGAGAGGCCUAUUUGAUUCUCUAAAUGUCACCUAAACCUUUAAUGUUUUAAAGCUUUUUCCUCCCCCAAAAUUGUUGUUAUAAAGUUAUGAAAUACUGAAAAAUCAUUCUAGAUGGGGCAGGCAUGUUGUAGAGCGAGGAGAUGUGCUCUUUUCUUUCCUCCUCAAAGUGCUCUCGGCUGGACGCUAGCCCCGUGUUAGGACAAGAGGGAAGGAGAGGCUGACUCUUCUGCUCCCUCAAGACUUGCAGCUCUGAAUGCCCCCGCUGGAAAGGCACGGGAGAACUGUGGCAAUUCCCCCUUCCCAGCUUUGGUUUCUGAAAGGAAGAGCCUUCUCCUGUUAGAGCUGCCUUGCCUCUGCCAGCUGAUGGCCUUUAUCCGCGUCCUUGCAGGUAGAUUUCAGGGUAAGAGCUAAGGGCCAAUGGGAAGAAGAGCACACGGAUUCCGGUAUUUCGAGAAAGAAGUGCUUGCUGCCAGUCUUAGAGGCACAGAAUGACAGUUUCACUCCCGUCCGAAGGAGAAUGAAAAUUGGGGGGCAGGGCCAGUGUUCUGUUCAUGGUUUCAACACGGUGCCGGGUCCAAGACACACAUUCACAUGUUUAGUAAUGAACUGUUAAUGAAAAAACUGGUUAAAUUGGUUUUAAUUGAAUUUAAAUUGGUUUUAAUUUAAUUGGUAGUUUAUUUGUCAUGUAAGUUUCGGAUGGCUCGGUGUAGAUGGGUUUGGUUGUUUUGUUCUGUUUUGUUGCUUUUCUCCCCAGCGCUUUCUUUAUGAAAUUUUUCAAACAUGCAAAGAGGUUGGAUGAAUUUUGUAGAGAACAGCCACCACCUAGAACCUACAAGUAACAUUUUGUAACAUUAGCUUUAUUGCUUCAUACAUGUUAAUUUUAAUGACACUUCUUCAAGUUUGGUUUCUCUUUAAAAACUUUGCUAAGAUAAUUAGCUUCAGUCAAGUCGUCUUAAACUCUUUGGGGAAACUUGUGGUAUUUGAGUUGUAGCUAGAAUUGUGGUCUUCACUUUCAGCUAGUUUUCAGCUUGUAAAUCUGUUAUGCUGAAUUUUAAUCUUAUUUAUUUUGCCUGAAGGGAUGCUUUUCAUAAUGGAUUUAUUUGAAAGUUCUUGAUCAGUUGUGCAGAAUAUUCUAAUGUUAUUUUCACACUUGAUAAAUUAUCCAAUUAAUUUCUCUGGUGAGAAUGUAAUUUUUGGCCCAUUUUGCUUACACAGGGUUCCAGGAUUAUAUUCCCAGAGGGCUGGAGAAGCAGUGUAAUUUAGCAUAUAUACCAUUAAAUUAGAAGCUAAGAGACUUAGGUUUUACUCCUGACUGACCAUGGGCAAAUCAUUUCUCUUUGUCUUUGUGUCUGUCUAUUUACCUGUAAAGAGUGGGAUAGAAUCUGAAAUUUAGAUACAAUUAAGUAACGGGCAACAUUUAUUAAUGCUUGGAUCUAUUAAGAAAGAGGGUUUAUGAAUCCAGGGAGGCUACUAUAAUUCUGUAACUGUAUGCCAAGCUAUGGGGUGAAAACUGACGUGAAAAAUGGAAGCAUGUGCAAUGGUCAAUGUCAUCAAAAAGCCUGCUAUGGCUCAGAAUUUACUUUUGCUACAGGAGUUGUGAGCAGUUUUCUUAAUCUGUCUGAACUCAAAAUAAUGAAGAGCAGGAUGCGUGGAAGGGAGGGCUUAAAGUCAUUAUCCAGAUUCACUGCCACACACCGUUCACUGCCCCCUCCAACCAUCCCUACAUCCCCAUGCCCAACACAGAGAACAAGCCUCCCUCCCUCCCCACCCCCACCGUGGUCUCCCAUCAGGUCAA
Lutra lutra (Eurasian river otter) is the source of this 7183-nucleotide messenger RNA. RefSeq names its product TNF receptor associated factor 6 (gene TRAF6). Gene Ontology annotation, molecular function: tumor necrosis factor receptor binding; zinc ion binding; ubiquitin protein ligase activity. Gene Ontology annotation, cellular component: plasma membrane signaling receptor complex. The transcript is spliced from 8 exons. The record is from RefSeq and is a predicted model, not a curated record. Gene Ontology annotation, biological process: regulation of apoptotic process; positive regulation of JNK cascade; interleukin-1-mediated signaling pathway. The coding region runs from base 299 to 1924 and encodes 541 amino acids. NCBI's taxonomy places the organism in Eukaryota, Metazoa, Chordata, Mammalia, Carnivora, Mustelidae.